UCAACGGCCGACCCAUUCCGCCUUACUGGCGGCUUCCCUGACGCUUUCGUCCAUUUUUCUCUCGCUUUUCUUUUUAACUCUUACAACUUCAUAUACAUACCAUGUCUUGGCAAGGAUACGUCGACAACAACCUCGUUGGUACUGGCAGGGUACCUCACGCCGCUAUCUAUGGCCUGAACGGUGGAUGCUGGGCUCACUCUCCCGAAUUCGAGUUGCAAGGUAACGAGUUGCAGCAAAUCAUCAAUGGUUUUAAGGACCCGUCCGCUGUUCAGGGAACCGGUGUCUUCAUCCAGGGUCAGAAGUACUUCGUUUUGAAAGUUGACCCCCGUUCCAUCUAUGGCAAGAAGGCUUCGGAUGGUAUUUGUAUUGUCAAGACCAACCAGGCUAUCCUUAUUGGAAAGUAUGUGGAAGGCAUUCAGCCCGGCGAAUGCAAUAAGGUCGUGGAACAGUUGGCCGACUACUUGAUUUCUGUUGGCUAUGUAAGUUUGCACAAGCGGGAAAACUGAGCCGGAUUUAGGCAAGAUACUGAUGUGGCACUCUUUUCCACUAGUAAACGAGAAGGAUAUUCGUGUUCUUCUUUCUCUUUUUUUUUUUUCCUCGUUCAUUUGCAGAUUGGUGUGGUUCUUUUCCAAGAGCAUCAAAUGUCUUGACUGAAACCAUCCAUUGAAUUUUUACCCAAUUUUUCUUUUCAGCCGCUGCUCAAUAAAAAUAUAAAAAUAAAAAAGCUGAAAAACACUUGCUGUUGUUCAAAAAGUCUAAG
Molecule: messenger RNA, 760 nt
Organism: Radiomyces spectabilis
Lineage: Eukaryota; Fungi; Mucoromycota; Mucoromycetes; Mucorales; Radiomycetaceae
Product: profilin
Exons: 3
Coding region: 102-506 (134 amino acids)
Cellular component (GO): cell cortex
Molecular function (GO): actin monomer binding
Source: RefSeq, a predicted model, not a curated record